UAUAGCAGAUAUCUCUUACCUCUCCCUCUCUCUCAUGUACUUUUCAUUAAUCAAUAAUUCUCUCCUCCUCUGCUUCUUCUUCUUCUUCAUCUUUAAGCCUCAUCUGUCUGUACACUUUUCAGUUCCAUUCAUCUAAACAUGGUGCCAUCCAAGAAGUUCCGAGGCGUCAGGCAGCGCCACUGGGGCUCCUGGGUGUCCGAAAUUCGCCACCCUUUAUUGAAGAAGAGGGUGUGGCUAGGGACAUUCGAAACAGCCGAAGAAGCAGCUCGAGCAUACGAUCAAGCAGCCAUCUUAAUGAGCGGAAGGAAUGCGAAGACCAACUUCCCGGUAACCCCAAAAGGCGCGGAAAACGCCCAUUCGACGCCACCCAAUGAGCUAUCUGAGCUCCUACAUGCAAAGCUCAGAAAAUGCAGCAAAACACCAUCUCCUUCCAUGACUUGCCUGAGGCUCGACACAGAGAAGUUCCACAUCGGAGUGUGGCAAAAGAGGGCAGGCCAGACGGAUUCCAAUUGGGUGAUGACUGUUGAGCUUGGAAAAGGAAAUGCUGUGGCUCCACCCAAUAAAUUGCCUUCCAAUACCUCUGGGGAUGAACCCAGAAUUACAGACAUGGAUGAAGAAGAGAGAGUUGCACUGCAAAUGAUCGAAGAACUGCUCAACAGGAACUGUUGUUCGUUUGAUGCGGAAGAAGGAGAGGGUAACUCGUUGCAGUAAUUUUUAUUUCUCUUACUUUUCACUUGCUUUGGUUUGAAAAGUCGUAUAGUGUGUGUUGUAU
This is a messenger RNA of Hibiscus syriacus, 772 nucleotides long. Its product is annotated as ethylene-responsive transcription factor WIN1-like. Gene Ontology annotation, biological process: regulation of DNA-templated transcription. The transcript is spliced from 2 exons. Gene Ontology annotation, molecular function: DNA binding; DNA-binding transcription factor activity. The record is from RefSeq and is a predicted model, not a curated record. Bases 139 to 711 code for a protein of 190 amino acids. NCBI's taxonomy places the organism in Eukaryota, Viridiplantae, Streptophyta, Magnoliopsida, Malvales, Malvaceae.